Diprion similis is the source of this 802-nucleotide messenger RNA. It is a transcript of the gene mRpL40, whose product is annotated as 39S ribosomal protein L40, mitochondrial. Gene Ontology annotation, cellular component: mitochondrial ribosome; mitochondrial large ribosomal subunit. Bases 98 to 706 code for a protein of 202 amino acids. The transcript has 5 exons. NCBI's taxonomy places the organism in Eukaryota, Metazoa, Arthropoda, Insecta, Hymenoptera, Diprionidae. The record is from RefSeq and is a predicted model, not a curated record.
CUAUCUGUGUUAAUAAUUCUUAAUCAAUACUCGAUGGUUGGAUGGCCGGUUUGAUUUUUUCCAUUUUCGUUUAAUAAUUAAGAAAAUCCCUUGGAAUAUGAGUUACUUAGGCUUGAUUUCGCCGUUCUGCAGAUUAUCGGUGGCCGGUGGAGCCGCGGGCUCAAUCAGAACGAUAACAACGAAUCUAAGUCCUUUGUUUUUCAAAGCGACAAACGUGCUGCUAGCCGAGCCGUUGAAAAAGAAGAAGAAGUUGGAUCCAUUAAUAGUAAAACAGCGCGAAGAGAAGCGUAAAAAAAGGCUUGAGAAGAUGAUCAAACGGAUGGAAAAAAGUGCUGUGCAAUACAAACCGAUCGAGGAAUGCGACGUACCGAUGAAACUCAUUGAUGAAAAAGAGCAACGCACGAGACACUUGCCGCCAAUCUCAGAUGAAACAACGGAUGAAAGAGAGUUGCUAAAGAAAGCCUGGUCCCUGUACAAACUCCGCCAACACUAUAAGCUCAUGAGUAUGGUCGACCGAGUCUUGGGGUCUCACCGAAAAGCACUCGACGAGCUAAAGCUGGAGUCUGAAGAACUUUAUUUGGAAGCAAUACAAGUGGAUCUCAACCUGGUCCCCUAUUCGUCCAGAGGUCCAGUUUCAACUCCCCCGAUAAACAAUUACCCAAGUCCAGACGGCGAGUAUCAGGAUGUUUCAAAACUCUGGGGUUGAGAUGCCUGACAUGUUAGAUGCUUAAUUUAUCGCAAGUACCUUCUCUAUUGUACUCCGCUAGCGACUGUUGUAUCAUAAUAAAUGGUUGGAAGAGUA